Messenger RNA from Podospora pseudocomata, 456 nucleotides. RefSeq lists its product as uncharacterized. The transcript is spliced from 3 exons. Bases 1 to 456 code for a protein of 151 amino acids. The record is from RefSeq and is a predicted model, not a curated record. Lineage: Eukaryota; Fungi; Ascomycota; Sordariomycetes; Sordariales; Podosporaceae.
AUGCUGCCUGUCUUUUUGCUGUCGGUUUGGCGGAGGCUGAUUUUGACUCACCGUGGCUGCCCAUUAAAGUCAAAACCCCUCUUCGUUUACGGCACCUUGUGUGCUCCAGAGCUGCUUGCCAUGCUCCUCCGAGAAUCAGAUGAGACCGCCCCCGACGUCGACAAAAUGCUCCCCAUGCUGCAACCUGCAACCGUCAAGGGAUAUGAGCGGCCGACCACGUCUCAACGUCGGCAACUCGACAACUUCGAAGGUGAAGGAGAGGCAUACAAGUGCGUUCCCGUCCGGGUUCACAUCGCUACCGAUCAGUCAGUAGCGGCAGACAUGUACCUCUGGAAUGGCCCGAUGGAGAAGAUAUCUCCUGAUCCUUGGGACUUUGCCGCCUUUGUCAAAAAUGGGCUGCAGGACUUCUUCCUCAAUGUUUUUGAAGGAAUGGAAUUUGGUGGUGAAGACGACUAG